Molecule: messenger RNA, 753 nt
Organism: Cyclocybe aegerita
Lineage: Eukaryota; Fungi; Basidiomycota; Agaricomycetes; Agaricales; Hemipholiotaceae
Source: the annotation of a GenBank genome assembly
AUGCGCUUCUCGAGUUCUUCGCUCCUCGUCGCGGCGGCCUUCGUUAGCAAGGUUGCUGCCCACGGUUAUGUGCCCAGGCUCAUCAUCAAUGGGCAGACAAUUCCAGGAUGGGAUGUAACGACUGAUGGCUAUACCACGCCGCAGCCCUUGAGAGUCGUCCGAGCGACAAAACCCGACAGCGGCUAUAUCGCUGAUCCCAUGUCAAAGGAUAUCACUUGCUCAAUCGGAAACUCCAAACUACCUCCUGGCCCUAUUACGGCAACUGUCGCUGCUGGAGGAACAGUUACGGCCCAAUGGAACACAUGGCCCCUUGGCCACUAUGGUCCCGUGCUGAACUACAUGGCGAAGUGCCCCUCAACGGGAUGCUCAUCCUGGAGGGCUGACACUGGUACCCCAUGGUUCAAGAUCCAGCAAGAUGUAUACAAGAACGGGGAGUGGGCGUCCGAUACCCUUGCUAAGACUGGCUUUAGAUAUGACAUUAAGAUCCCGAAGAACAUUGCUCCUGGCGACUACCUCCUCCGUCACGAGAACCUUGCUCUGCACGGUGCCUCGAACAUUGGUGGUGCCCAGUUCUACCCGGUUUGCAUUCAACUCACUGUAACGGGCGGCGGGUCACUGAACCCAUCCGGUCUCGGCUUCCCUGGCGCCUACAGGGCCACCGAUCCUGGCAUCCACUUCAACCCCUACCAAGGCGACGCCGCAAACAGGGCAUACAAAGCCCCUGGUGGAGAUGUCUAUCCAGGACUGAACUGA